Messenger RNA from Orbilia oligospora ATCC 24927, 633 nucleotides. RefSeq lists its product as uncharacterized. Lineage: Eukaryota; Fungi; Ascomycota; Orbiliomycetes; Orbiliales; Orbiliaceae. The record is from RefSeq and is a predicted model, not a curated record. Bases 1 to 633 code for a protein of 210 amino acids. The transcript has a single exon. Gene Ontology annotation, molecular function: protein binding.
AUGGAGUCCUUCACCCUCCUCCCCCUCACGAUCGAUAAAGUCACAAACGCCGUCCUAGCUCCUUCCUCAACCCCUUCUCUCCCCGCCCUCCCCGAUGCCAUCUCAGACCUAAACACCCUCCACCGCUCCAUGCUCCAAUUCGAAAAUGCCAUCCCCCCACCCCCAGGUCUCAUCAACCCCAAACGGUCCGCCCAAAUCAACAAACUGCGCGAAUCGGGUAACGCCGCAUUCCGAAAACAAGCAUUCGGCGAAGCCGUAAAACUCUAUUCCCUAGCUCUGGAAAUGUGUCUGGGGAGACCUCAUUGGGAACAAUCCGCCUUGGUUAGGGAGGAGAGUGCUAUGAUCUAUUCUAAUAGAGCCCAAGCGAAUAUUGCGAUGAGGAAUUGGGCUGAGGGAAUGUGUGAUGCUGAGAUGAGCUGUGGGUUGAAACCUAAGGAUAAUGUUAAGGCGUGGUAUAGGCGAGCUUUGUGUUUGAAGGAGAUGGGGAAGUUGGAGGAUUCCAGAGAGGUUUUGGAGAUGGGCUGUGAAUGGGAAGCUGAGAAUCAGGGUAAGACUGAUGGAGAUUUGAGGGCUUUGUUGAGGGAUGUACAUAAGGCUCUUGAAGAGAAGGAGAAGAUUGCUGGUGCUGCUUGA